Messenger RNA from Linum tenue, 2044 nucleotides. The record is from the annotation of a GenBank genome assembly. Lineage: Eukaryota; Viridiplantae; Streptophyta; Magnoliopsida; Malpighiales; Linaceae.
GGGAGAUUAAUUGAAAUUUGAUUAGCCUUCCGGUUUCCGUACUGUCUUCCUGAAACCAAUGAUGGGGCCUUCAUUAAGCCUCCAUUAAACCUCUCUUCUUCCCCCCUUCACUCUUUCCCAAACCAAACCAACAAAGGAAGGCCAAAAAAAAAAAAAAAAAAAAAGAGAAAAACUCCGUCUGCACAGAAAAAGAGGGAGACCAGAGCGCCAUUCCGCGCUACCCAACACUCUCCCUAAUCCCUUCUUCUUCUAUUCCCUCAGAGUAUCUAGCUGCCAGCGACGGUUCUUCUUUCCAACAGAUUUCGUCAUCGGAAUUCCCCCUAAUCCAUGGCGGAUCUGUACGGCGCAGCUCCAUCUCCUCCUGCUGCCUCAGCCCCGCCGCCGCCGCCUUCCGAGACCGAGGAAAUCUCGUCGUUCCUCCACCAGUUCCUCCACAACACUUCUGCCGCUUCCUCCUCCUCCUCCCCCAAAUUCAUGUUCCACCACCCUCACUUCUCAUCUCCACCGCCGCCUCAUCACCAGCACCACUUCCCACCUCCCCCGGACGCCGCCUUGCCGCUCGAGUUCCGGGAUCGCCACCAUCACUCCAACUCCGACUCCCCGCUCGGUCCCAACUCCGGCGUCAAUUUCUCCGAUCCCAGACUCUACUUCGGGAGGGAUUCCCGUGGAAUCGAGAAUGCCGCCGCCACGUCAGCGGCGGGAUCGAAGAAAAGAGGCGUCUCCGUGGAGAACGAUCUCGGCUCUGGCGAUUUCAGCUGCGACAGCGGGGGCGGAGAAGGGUCAGAGAUGCCUGCGGAGACAGGAGGAAAGCCUCGAAGCUCGUCCAAGAGAAGCAGAGCAGCAGAGGUUCACAAUUUAUCCGAAAAGCGGAGGAGAAGCAAAAUCAACGAGAAAAUGAAAGCUUUACAGAACCUGAUACCAAAUUCUAACAAGACGGAUAAGGCAUCGAUGCUGGAUGAAGCAAUUGAAUACUUGAAGCAGCUUCAGCUGCAAGUCCAGAUGUUGACAUUGAGGAACGGAUUAAGCUUACAUCCAAUGUGCUUACCUGGACUACUACAGCCAAUGCAACUGCCACUGACAGGAUUGAGUUUCGAAGAAGGAAAUGGACUGAUGAAUAAUACCACUCCAUUAACCGGUUCCUUCUCUGCAACUGAAGAAACCUCUGCUGCUCAACCUGGUCUUAAUCUUCCUAACCAGUGUACAGGAUCGAGCCAGGCACCGUCUGGAACAAAUAACAAUCCCUCUUCUUCUAAGAACCCUUUUGCCUUUGAGCAGCCGUACCAUGUUCUUUACGGGUCUCUUAAUGUAACCUCAUCAUCUCCGAAGGAAAUCUGCAGGGAAGGUACAACAGCAGCAGCAGGAGCAUCACAAGUAGAUACGACCGAGCUCUGAAUACCUCUUCGUCAGGGGUUUCGUAGGUGACACCUCUUAAUUAACACUAGCAGCAGGAUCAUCGACCCAACAUUUUCCUUCCUUUCAUUUCUCGGUUCCUUCUCUUGCGCUGAAUAUCAUAGAAGCUGCUGCAACUUUAGUUCUGAAAACUGCUGCUGCUGCUGCUGACGUUUCACAUUUUUUGCCUUUUGAUGUUGUUAUAAAGUUGUAAAAGGGUAUCACAAAUUUGUGAAAGACAACAAGGACAGCCCUUUUGUUAACUUGAAUAGAAAUGCUGCUCUGUUUACCGUUCUUCAAUGACAAAUAGCUCUUGUAGAAAGUUAGCUAGGAAAUUUUCAAGAUUAAUGGAAGGGUUAGUUACAUUGCAUUAAUGAAGCGUCGGUGUGGCAAAGCAGAGCAAUUAUUGGUGGGAGUGGGAGAGAAGGUAGUAAACUUGGAAAAAAAAAAGUCUUUAUGGGUGAUGGGAUGAGUGACGUUCACUGAAAACGAAAUCAUUUCUUCGACGCAACAACCGGAGAAAAGGCUUCUCUGAAACUUGGACCCCUCUUCUUGUAAGAACUAAGAAGGAAGAGCAGGGAGGGGGAAAAUGUAAGGAAAGUUCCAUUCUCAAUACUUUCCGUUACUUUCUUGCACUUAUUCAAUAUUUGAUGGG